ACAUAGCACAAGGAUCUGCAAUCAGGCUGCCGGAAGAGGGGAUGGGAUGAGGUAGUUGGCAUUCCUCUGAUGGAGGGAAAACAUCCGUAUCCUGUGUGACGAUGUAGUUGGCAGAGAGAGAACGAGCAUCCCCGAGCGAAUGGAUAACAUUUAGUUACGAGUUUUUGCAUACGACAGACGCGCGCGCCAUUAUCAUGCAUACGUGAGCGCAAAAUUUUCACAAUUUUCCACAAAGUUAAAAUAACAUUUUCAUUUUUCUCUCGAACGCCGACGUGUGACGUGGUGUGUCUCCGGAAAAUUUGAGAGCUCCAGUUAGUCUCUUGAAGUCAACCCAGCCGAACCUAUUCGAACUGCGAUACAAAGGAUACGUGCGUUCAGUACAAAUUCGGUCACUACUGUGAGAAGUCUUCACUUUUGCAGAUUCAAAAGAUCUCUUGAACUACCGUCAAUCAAAUGUGGAUUAGUGGUUUUUAUGCUGUUUGAAAAAAAUAACAAUUUUAGAAGAUUGUAAUAAAAGUGAAAAUAAGUGAAAAAUGCACCCUUCAGUUUCGCCCCUUCCGUCGUCAUCUCCGUUGGAUUUAAGGCCAGUGCUCGGCGGAACAAUUAUCCCAUCCUUGCACCACAACACACAUGACUCCAGCCUUAGAGUUCACAGUCCUCCCGGCAGCGGUGGCAACAGUCUGAACCAUGCUCAUUCACAGCAUCAUCUGCAUCACACUCAACAUCACAUUCAUCAUCAACAACAACAACAACAACAGCAACAGCAGAGCACUGCAAGCGGAAAUAGCAACAGUAGCACUAACCAUAACAGUAGCAGCACUACCAGCAACAGCAACGCCAACAUCGGAGGUGGCAGCAGCAAUCGGCAGGAAACCAGCGACGGCGAAACAAAUAGUGGCGACGGUGCUAAUGGAAGUGGUAGUAGCGGUGCGAACGGAACCGGAAACGGCUCGAAAUCAUCACGCGCUCAAGCACUGGUGAAACCACCCUACUCCUACAUUGCACUCAUUACGAUGGCGAUACUGCAAUCACCGCAGAAGAAGCUGACGCUCAGUGGAAUAUGCGAAUUUAUCAUGAGCAGGUUCCCAUACUACAAGGACAAAUUCCCCGCCUGGCAAAACUCCAUCCGGCACAACCUAAGCCUCAACGAUUGCUUUAUCAAAAUACCUCGCGAACCGGGAAACCCGGGCAAGGGCAACUUCUGGACACUGGAUCCGCUGGCCGAGGACAUGUUCGACAACGGUAGCUUCCUGCGGCGACGAAAGCGCUACAAACGCACCACCAUCCCGCCGGGGAUGAGCUUCCCUGCCGUAUUCAAUCCCUUUGCUCCGUUUUGGAUUCGGAAACCGGUUCCCGUGAUACCGAUGCAGUUUCCACCGCACACCAAUCUGACGGGGUUCACCGAUGGUCUGGGGAUGCCGACGCGGAACGAUUUUAUCUUGGACAGCAAGCUCAAUUUGUUCGGUGGUAAAAUGGAAGAUCUCAAUGUGGCAGUUAUGGAAAACAGUGAGUUCCUGGCGCGAAACACGGACAAUUUGAAAAUGUCCAGCGCGAUGAACAAAUUUUUCCACGGGUACAAUAGCGACGCUGGUGGCCCGAGUGGUUCUUACGAGGAUGGUGUGAAUAGUUUACAGUGCAAUAAUAACAAUAACAAUAGUUCAAUUAGUAGAGACAGUGUGGGUAAUUAUAUUACCAAAAACAACAAUAACGUUCCUAUGGCUAGUGCUGACGAACGGUAUUCGUCGGUUUUGAAUAGAAAUGGCCUAUCCCCGUCGGCCGUCGGCACUAGAGACAAUGCCAGUCCCUAUGAAGUGGAUCUUUCCAAUGAUGAUAAAAUUGACGUAGAGAGUGACGACGAUUACAAGUCGAUGGGUAAAGGCUACGCAAUCCAACACGGUCAGCGGGAGAAUUUUCUGGACCACAAUGAGCGCUACUCUCCGACGGAAAAGGAAUCUACCAAGGAUUACGAGGCGGCCGACGUGAUGACCAAACCAUCUAACGAUGCUGACGAUUAUGGCUGUGAAGACGACGAUCAUUCUGACAAGAAUAGUAACAUCUCUCAGGAUCGAUCGAGUAAGCUACAGAAGCAAUUUUACAUUAACAGCUACGAGGAGUCGGACCAUUUCAUGUCGGAAGCAAUAGCCGGAAAAUAUACCAACCUCAAAAGAGCCAUCGAGAGUGAGGAUCUUAAUGUAGUCGACACGUACAGUGAAACGAAACUGGUUGGAUUCGAUUUUUCCAGCCGGAAGCGAAAGUAUGGCAACACGAAAGGAUUCAGUAUAGAGAACUUGAUAGGCUGCAAUGUGGAAGAUAGAUGAACCGGUGCCGUGUAGUUAUUCGCCAGAGCAACCGAAAAGAAAUACGUGUAUCAUUUUAGAACCUGAUUGGCGAAAACUAAUUGUGUAAAUUUCCUUUAGUAUGUAGAUCACCAUUUUAGAUGACAUAAAAGAGCUAUAUAGAGUACCAAGCUGUAAAUAGAGAUCUCGAUAUGUAAUAACCCUUUGUG
Molecule: messenger RNA, 2506 nt
Organism: Ochlerotatus camptorhynchus
Lineage: Eukaryota; Metazoa; Arthropoda; Insecta; Diptera; Culicidae
Gene: fd59A
Product: forkhead domain 59A
Exons: 2
Coding region: 534-2318 (594 amino acids)
Biological process (GO): cell differentiation; anatomical structure morphogenesis; regulation of transcription by RNA polymerase II
Molecular function (GO): RNA polymerase II cis-regulatory region sequence-specific DNA binding; DNA-binding transcription factor activity, RNA polymerase II-specific
Source: RefSeq, a predicted model, not a curated record